This is a messenger RNA of Solanum pennellii, 1687 nucleotides long. Its product is annotated as purple acid phosphatase 18-like. Lineage: Eukaryota; Viridiplantae; Streptophyta; Magnoliopsida; Solanales; Solanaceae. The record is from RefSeq and is a predicted model, not a curated record. The coding region runs from base 123 to 1382 and encodes 419 amino acids. The transcript is spliced from 5 exons. Gene Ontology annotation, molecular function: metal ion binding; acid phosphatase activity.
CCUAAGUUAGGUAUAUAUACACUUCGCAGUAACGAAUGAGUCAAUGAGAUUCACGAUGAAGAUAUUGCUAUACCUUUUGACGGUUAUUGUGUUCAUCGCCGGAACUGUACUUGCCGGCGAUUAUGUCCGACCGCCGCCCCGGAAAACUCUCCAUUUUCCAUGGGAUCCGAAACCUUCGUCGCAACCUCAGCAGGGGGUUGAUUUUCCCAUUGCAGGUUCACAUCUCAUUAGCUGGGGACAAACACAUGCGGGUAACAUGGAUCACCAAUGAUGGAUCUUCUCCUUCUAUUGUUGAAUAUGGAACAUCCCCCGGAAAAUAUAGUGCUAUAUCUCAAGGAGAAAGUACCAAGUAUAGUUAUCUAUUAUAUAGUUCGGGGAAGAUACAUCACACUGUCAUUGGACCAUUGCAAGAAAAUACCACUUACUUCUAUAGAUGUGGAGGAGGAGGUCUUGAAUUCCAGCUGAAAACUCCUCCCUCUAAGUUUCCAGUUACUUUUGCUGUGGCCGGUGAUUUGGGCCAGACUGGAUGGACCAAGUCAACUUUGGACCACAUAGACCAGUGCAAAUACGAUGUUCAUUUACUCCCUGGUGACCUUUCUUAUGCCGAUUGUUUCCAAUAUAGGUGGGACUCAUUUGGUCAACUCGUUCAGCCGCUCGCUAGUUCUAGGCCAUGGAUGGUGACACAAGGGAAUCAUGAAAAAGAAAGAAUACUAUUUCUGGAGGAUGGAUUUGUCUCUUAUAACUCAAGGUGGAAGAUGCCAUUUGCGGAGAGUGGAUCCACUUCUAAUCUAUACUAUUCAUUUGAUGUUGCUGGGGUUCAUAUCAUUAUGCUCGGUUCGUAUGCUCCUUAUGAUGAGCACUCUGAUCAAUAUAGCUGGCUGAAGGCUGAUCUUCUAAAAGUGGAUCGUAAAAGAACACCUUGGUUAGUUGUGCUAUUCCACGUGCCAUGGUAUAAUAGUAACAGAGCCCAUCAAGGUGAAGGUGAUGACAUGAUGGCAUCUAUGGAGCCUUUGCUAUAUGCUGCUGGCGCAGAUUUAGUGUUCACUGGGCAUGUUCAUGCUUAUGAACGCACGAAACGAGUUUACAAUGGUAAAUCUGAUCCUUGCGGUGCUGUCCACAUUACAAUCGGCGAUGGAGGAAAUAGAGAAGGUUUAGCUCACAGGUACAAACAGCCCCCACCAGAAUGGUCAGUCUUCCGCGAAGCAAGCUUUGGUCAUGGCGAACUUAAGAUGGUUAACUCAACACAUGCCUUUUGGAGUUGGCAUAGGAACGAUGACGAUGAAUCAGUGAGGUCCGAUCAGGUUUGGAUAACCUCAUUGAUUGGUUCAGGGUGCAAUACUAGAGGUAGCCAUGAAAUGAGAAGGAUCCUUAUGACCUCUUAGUCCCUCCCCUCAACUUAAUUUUAUUGGUAUGUACAAAGGCGGAGCUAGGGGGCACAAGGGGUUCCUCCGAACUCCCUUGGCUUGAAAAUUACACGAUAUUUACAAUGUUGAAAUCAUAUUUUAUGUAUAUAUAGCUGACAUCGAAUACCUUAGGCUCUUUCUGUUUUACUUCUUUAUGUUAAAUUCUAAUUUCGCCACUAGACGUCUAUAUACAUAAUCAAGUGGUUGUUUGUAUUAUUGUUGUCAUUUAAGGGGAAGUUACAUUGUACAAAAAGAAAAUUUCUAAGAAGUUUCUUACGGUGUAA